Molecule: messenger RNA, 3438 nt
Organism: Angiostrongylus costaricensis
Lineage: Eukaryota; Metazoa; Nematoda; Chromadorea; Rhabditida; Metastrongylidae
Source: the annotation of a GenBank genome assembly
GGCUUUUUUGGCCUCCAGUUCUCUGUCAAUCGUCAAAUGGACUUUGACGAGGUGUACGGUAGUGGAGUGGGCGAAACCCUAACAUUCGUGGAGACUGUAGAUGAUGAUGGACUUCUUCAUGGCGGUACACAAGAUUCCACAUUUGCAUUUGAUCAUCACUUUUCUAUACCAACACAGAGUUCUCAGAACAUUCAUGCCGGUGAGCCCUUCUCUUGCUUCGUUCGGUAUGCGAACUGUGCUGAUAUUCCACUUCUUGAUAUGUUAAGUGUUAAAAUUCCAAUAAUCCAAUUAAUAAUUUGCCGUGUUAGCGUUUUUGGUGAAGUAAAGCGCAAUGCUUACAGUGUUCAAGCCAAUGUUUCCUGGGCUUUUAGAUACUGUGGAAUUCAUGAGUCAAGCUGCGUAGCAAUGUGCACCGUUUGUAAUAGAUGGUUUUGUAACGGCAAAGGAAGUACGUCGGGUUCACAUUUGAUCACUCAUCUCGUACGGUCGCAGCAUAAAGAGGUAUGUCUCCAUCGAGAAUCGCCGUUAGGCGAAACUCAAUUAGAGUGCUACCAGUGUGCAUCCCGUAAUGUGUUCAUGCUUGGAUUCAUCCCUGCUAAGGCUGAUUCUUUAGUGGUAAUUUUGUGCCGACACCCUUGCGCACAAAUUGCAUCUCAAAAAGAUCCGAGUUGGCAAGGCGAAGAAUGGAAGCCGUUGAUCCAUGAAAGACAGUUAUUGUCAUGGAUUGUCAAUGUGCCUUCUGAGCAAGCACAGUUGAGGGCAAGACAUAUCACGUGUGUUGUUUGCUCUGUUAUGAUGACGUCCAUUUUUCACGGUGUAUACUUCUUGACAUUUAGUGCUGCUCAAGCAAGUCGCCUAGAAGAUCUAUGGAAGGAACAUCCAAAAGCUACAGUGGAGGACCUCGAUCGCCCUGGUGUUGACACUGAACCCGAAAGUGUGCUUCUUAGAUAUGAAGACGCAUUCCACUACCGGCGAAUUUUUGCUCCGUUAGUUCGAGAAGAAGCUGAAUUUGACAGAAAGACGAAAGAAUCACAAACCCAAAGUGUCGGACAUGUUCGUUGGGACCAAGGAUUGAACAAGAAACAUCUUGCGUUCUUUCAUCUCCCAAAGUUUAUGGAAGGAAGCAUGAAGCUGAUGAUAGGUGAUGAACUACGAUUAAAGCACAGUCAAACCAUCGAAAGGGAAUGGUCUUGCCUUGGACAGGUCUUCAAAAUCCCUGAUAAUCAUAGUGACGAAAUUGGAAUUGAAAUGCGUGCUGUUGCUUCUGAAAAGAUGCCUACUGAUCCUAGGAUCAAUUUCACUUGCGAGGCUGUCUGGAAUUCAACGUCAUUUGAUCGAAUGUACCAGGCGCUGAGUACACUGGAAAAAGAUCCUCAUUGUGUUUCGCAGUACAUUUUCCACAAGCUAAUGGGCCAUGACAUUGACGAGAUAUUAUUCAAGGUUCAACAACCGAAGCGCUUGUCGGCACCUGGUCUUCCUGAACUAAAUCAUAGUCAAAUGCAUGCUGUGAAAACAGUUCUUAUGAGACCUCUCAGCCUCAUUCAAGGUCCACCUGGAACCGGAAAAACUGUGACCUCUGCUACCAUUGUCUAUCACCUUGUACAACAAACGCAAGGACAGGUCUUGGUUUGCUCUCCAUCCAACAUUGCAGUCGAUCAGCUAGCUGAAAAGAUUCACCGUACAGGACUGAAAGUAUCGUUUUGUUAUCUACUGUACUUUGUCGUUUAUCUUGACUCGUAUACAUCUUUGCAGGUUGUACGUCUUUAUGCAAAAUCAAGAGAAGCUCUUGACACGAACGUGGAAUUCUUAGCUUUACAUGCGCAACUGAAAGCACUCAAAGAAUCAGCUGAGUUGCAGAAACUUCAGCAGUUGAAGGAGGAGAUCGGCGAAUUGUCGGCCGCUGAUCAAGAGCGCUAUAUUAAUCUGAAGAAAAUGAGCGAACAUAAACUUCUUGCGGCUGCGGAUGUGAUAUGUUGCACGUGCUCCUCCGCAGCAGAUUCGCGUUUAUCACGGAUUAAAAUCAAGUGUGUGCUAGUUGACGAGUCUACACAGGCUACAGAACCCGAAGUUCUUGUCUCUAUUGUUCGUGGCGUACGCCAGCUAAUAUUAGUUGGAGAUCAUUGCCAAUUAGGACCUGUUAUUCUUUGCAAGAAGGCUUCAAAAGCAGGGCUAUCUCAAUCUCUUUUUGAGCGUCUCGUUCUUCUUGGGAAUCGACCUAUUCGACUCCAGGUGCAAUACCGUAUGCAUCCAGAACUGUCUUCAUUUCCAAGUAACGUGUUCUAUGAAGGAAGUUUACAAAAUGGAGUUACUCAAACGGAACGUCAGCUUCGAGGAGUCGAUUGGGAAUGGCCUGUUCCUGGUCGUCCAAUGAUCUUCUGGUCUUGUUAUGGUCAGGAAGAGAUGAGUGCAAGUGGUACAUCGUUUUUGAACAGAACAGAAGCUGCAAACGUUGAGAAGCUUGCAAGUAAACUCAUUAGAGGUGGUAUGAGACCAGAACAGAUUGGUAUAAUUACGCCCUAUGAAGGACAGCGAUCAUACAUAGUACAGUACAUGCAUACGCAAGGGACGCUUAACAGCAAGCUGUAUGAAAACAUGGAAAUAGCCAAUGUGGAUGCUUUUCAGGGACGUGAGAAAGAUCUAAUUAUUGUGACUUGCGUGCGAUCAAAUGAUCACUCGGGAAUAGGUUUUCUCAACGACCCGCGUCGUUUGAAUGUCGCUUUGACGAGGGCGAAGUAUGGUUUGAUCAUAAUCGGAAAUGCGAAGGUGCUAGCCAGGCAACCACUUUGGAAUGACCUACUCACAACAUUCAAUCAGAAAAGUGUUAUUGUUGAAGGUCCUAUAAACAACCUAAAGUCUGUACAGAUAACACUUCCUAAACCGAAACCACAACGUACAAAUCCAGCAUAUCCGACUGAUCGGUACGGGAUUCAACGUGCAACCUACACUCUGCGUGAAUACCGUGGAGGUUACUCGAGAGACGCACCUCCAAUGGAUCCUCAUUCUGCUAUUUCUGCACAGUCUUUACGUCAUUCUGCUAAUUUACCGGUUCCUCUACAUAUGCUGCACAUGUUUCCUCCUCCUCCGUUUCCACAACCGCCACAACAAAGGAUGCAACAAGGUCGUCGCAAUAAUCCAGCGUGGCCGCCUGCCCCGCAUGGAAUCGGUGGCCCAUCUGCUCGUAUGGGUCAAUCUCAGGCGGAUUACGGUGGAAUGUAUGCAUCACAGGCAUCACAAGAUCCUCUUAUUGGAGUCGAUGCUUACGGUGACAUAUCCAUGUCAGGAUGGACACAAUCUCAAUCACAAAAUGUUGCGUCAAUGUCUGUGCAGUCACAACGGCCUGCAACUGCAGUUUCACAACAAGAUGACUAUCGACAUAUGGCAUUCAGUCAGGAUAUCGAAAACGAUAUGGCAAAUCUGCUGCUCUCCCAAGGGCCUUGA